Messenger RNA from Amoebophrya sp. A25, 1709 nucleotides. NCBI's taxonomy places the organism in Eukaryota, Dinophyceae, Syndiniales, Amoebophryaceae. The record is from the annotation of a GenBank genome assembly.
GCCAGGAGGAGGAACGACGAGCAGCCGCACGCGCACGAGCACCACAGGAUUAUUCUUUUAUGGCGCGCGCAAGGGAGAUUUGGACCAAUCGCAAAGUUUCGGCCCCCUACCUGACGCUUGGGAACUUGGCUGAGUUCUUACACGCUUUCAUCACCGCGGUUGUGGAGCCCUUGUACACCAAAUCGCUGUUUCUUGCUGCCAGUGCUACCACUGGAAAAGCCUUAUGGUUCAAUCGAAUCAUCUCCGAAUCCCUCUACAACCUGUUCCCACUCGUCCACUAGUAGAAGUGCUAGUUGUAUCUAUAUUAACUACUUAGUACUAGAAGUUGUACUACUCUCUAAUUGAAAUCCACGGAAAUAAAAAAGCAGCAACACUGUCUCCUGAUGUCUUGCGGCUUAGCACAGAGCGCUAUUUGCUGCUACUGGACUGGGUCGCGGACACCACGCCUACUGCCGAGAGACUCCGUUUCAAUGUGGCUACUGAAGCCAAUUUGCUAGUACUCGGGAAAUUGAAGAAUUUAGCGAGUGUGGGAGAAAGUUUUUUGACGUACUAACUUCAUUGUAAUUUGUUUUUUUGAUACGAUACGCAAACGCAGCAUACAUAACUGUAAGCUGCUUUUGUCGUAGCUUUUUGAGAACAUAAUCGUUCCACCUGACUGCUUCUAUUUUACUCACUCGUACCUUUUGCGUACUGUUAUUUCAAUCAAUUUACAUCACAUCCAAUGCAAAAAACAAUAUCACCAGGGAGAAUCCGUCGCUGCCAUCACUGGGCCAAACUGCUGUUGCGUCGUUUUCCUCAACUUCCGAACAUCAAGGAAUAAUGAAUCAUGGAGAUGAUCCUGUACUACCGAAUCCAUUUUCGACAUCGACUAUGCCAUUGGUGAUCAUGUACCAGCCUAUUGACUUCCGGAGGCAUGCUGGGGGUCUUCCUCAUCCUGGUACUAACUUUCUACAAGAUGUGGGUGGACAAGGACAUGCAACACUCGGGUUACAAGCCACUUCUUCGUCUCCAAUUAGGGGUAUGAAUUAAACAACCUAUCAAUCGCUAAACCCACACCUAGAUAAAGUGCCUCUGCUUCCCUCUAGAAGUUCUAUUAUCAUCAAACGGUUGAUAUUCUUCGAGUUCCUCAACUGCAACAAUGUCUUGUUCUAAAAAUAGAAAUUCUUUAAGGAGAUCAAUUUCCUUAAGGAAGGCACUUAAGCAAGCCUCUCAAGGAGUCUAGAAAAGUUGCCUACACUAUAAAUAAGAACAAAAGACACCUCCAGAACAGGUAAAUGAAUGAAUGAAUGAAUGAAAGCACUAAUAUCAUGCAUGGUCUGCCACUUCUAAUCUUGGUUUUCCCCCCACCUCCUUGCUGGAUAGUGCGGAGACAUUACUUGCGAAUGUGAAUAUCGAGGACAUUAAGACGCCAUCCGGUUCCGAGGCGGAUAACGACGAAUUUCUUGGAGCCCUACGAAACCAGUUUGAACAAGGCUUGAGGUUAUCAUCCUCCCCCUCACCGAUUUUGGGAGGUGGUAGCAACACAGGUCCUGUCACGGUUUAUUCACCGAGGAGCUGUACUAACAGUAGUGUUGGUCCUUCUGGUGGUGUAGUUGGUGGAAAUGAGUAUUAUUCUGGCGAGUGUCCUAGUCCUACUGCCCCUAGUCCUCCAACUCAAAACAACUCUCGGAAUUUAACGGAAGAAAGGGAACUGUUCCCGGAAGUUCACC